Messenger RNA from Cydia splendana, 1809 nucleotides. Its product is annotated as E3 ubiquitin-protein ligase SIAH1-like. NCBI's taxonomy places the organism in Eukaryota, Metazoa, Arthropoda, Insecta, Lepidoptera, Tortricidae. Gene Ontology annotation, biological process: multicellular organism development; proteasome-mediated ubiquitin-dependent protein catabolic process. Gene Ontology annotation, cellular component: cytoplasm. The transcript has 6 exons. Gene Ontology annotation, molecular function: ubiquitin conjugating enzyme binding; zinc ion binding; ubiquitin protein ligase activity. The record is from RefSeq and is a predicted model, not a curated record. The coding region runs from base 128 to 1093 and encodes 321 amino acids.
GCUGGGCUAAGCGAUAACGAUUAUAAGUCACUUGAUCCACACACUGCAAAGUUUGUUCAUAACAUUCCUUUGUGAAAUAAGAGUGUUAUAAAAGCAAUCUGGUGUAGUAAGUCAGCUAGAUUCCUAAAUGGCUUCCAAAGGAAAAAAAUCAGUAGCAGUGGAGAUCCCGGAGUGCCCAAUAUGCCUGGAGACUAUGACCAUACCGGUGUUCCUGUGCCAGUCGGGGCACAGUCUGUGUAACUCGUGCACGCUGGCGCUAUGCCCUCCAUCAUGCCCCAUCUGCCGACAACCCAUGACGCAGAUGAGGAACCGCUCCCUUGAGGAACUCAUUAACAAGGCCAAGUCGCCAUGCCCCAACCAGAGUGCGGGCUGCGUAUUUUCGCUGCCCGGCCCGGCGAUGGCCGACCAUCUCAAGGAGUGCCUGUUCCGUCCGCGAGAGUGCCCGCACGCGGUCUUUGGCAGAUGCUCAUGGAAUGGUGAUCUAAGGAAGAUGAUGGAGCAUUUUAAAGAGAAGCACCCGGCCCACUGCGUGGCCGAAGUGGACCGCGAGGCGGGUUGGAAGUUGCAGGUGGACCAACUAGACUUGAAGGAGUGCGCGCGGCACGUGUUCCUCGCCGGGCAGCAAAACUUUCUCUUCAUCAUCACCCUCAAGGUGGACACCAUGCAGCGCAUGGCCUACUGGGCGAUCCAGCACAUCGGACAAAAGAAAGUCGCCCAACAACAUCUCUACGAAAUACAUGUCACCAGCCGACGCGACCUGCAGCGCAAAGUUGUCUUCACCGAGCACUGCAUCAACGACAGCAUGAAAGCCGAUGAGGUGUUCCGACAGGCCAACUGCGCUGUCAUGCCUUUAGACAUGCUAACCCAUUUCAUAAAGGAUAAGAUACUUUCCUUCCGCUUUGUUAUUAAGAGGUUGAAUAGAGAUAAUAAAGAGAAUGUUGGUCAGGCUCCAAGUAGUAGGGAGUCCUCUGUUUCUAGGGGCUGGGAUGCCUCGCAGGGCCCGGAGACGAGAGGCCCGGGGCCAAAGCCACAUGGGAAGAAACAUCCAGGACAGAAACCUGGACCUAAGAAAUUCACUAAGACUCAGGCUUAAAUAUUAAUAUAGUAAUGCUUUUUCGAGUUUUAAGUUAAUUAAUGGCAAUAUUGCCAAUGUACUUGUUAUGUUUAAGAAUUUUAGCAUGCAGUACCAAGAACAUCGGGUAUUAUGUAUGUAAAGAAUAAAGACACAAUGGUGUAGCAAAUUGUAACAUUGUGGUAUUAUGUUAUGAAACUUUUUUUUAACAUGCAAUGUAGUUAACUUAAUAUUAUAUACACCGUGUUUUUUUUGAUUUCCGUUAAUUUCAAGGGUGCAUUCCUGAGCUUAAAUCAAGUAACUUUCUCAAAGACACCGAUGUUCUAAUUAAGUCCAUUUCGGAGAUAAUCCAUAAUUUAUUUUUUUCCUAUAAGGCCUCUACAAGCGUGUACACUUGCCUUAGGGCUGGCUUACAUAUUGAUUAGUGUUUAGAAUGAGUUCAUACAUUUGCUACUAAACUUAAGUACAAUCUCGGUCGAUUGAUGUACGAAAUGACAUUGAUAUGUCACAGAUUUCAAUUGUUUGGUUGAGUUAAAUGUAAUGCCCGUGUUACAACAACGCUAUAUGCUACAUUUAAUUACUUUUUAAACAAAAAAAAAACAAAAAAGAAAACAAAAAAAAAUUUUUUUUUUGAAAAUUAACUAUGCCAUUUAGUUCUUAUAAACAUACUUAACUAUACCCCGAAGUUAACGGAAUUCAAUAAAAACACGGUGUAUACCUACAUUUGAACAUGUAAC